This is a messenger RNA of Papilio xuthus (Asian swallowtail), 1233 nucleotides long. RefSeq names its product box C/D snoRNA protein 1. Lineage: Eukaryota; Metazoa; Arthropoda; Insecta; Lepidoptera; Papilionidae. Gene Ontology annotation, biological process: maturation of LSU-rRNA from tricistronic rRNA transcript (SSU-rRNA, 5.8S rRNA, LSU-rRNA); snoRNA localization; box C/D snoRNP assembly. Gene Ontology annotation, cellular component: nucleus; pre-snoRNP complex. The transcript is spliced from 5 exons. The record is from RefSeq and is a predicted model, not a curated record. The coding region runs from base 132 to 1211 and encodes 359 amino acids.
UAACCAAAAAGUUAUGACAGUGACAGCUCAGAAAUUUAUUGAAACGUGUGAAUGUUGUUUAUAAUAAUGUUUUCAUACCGCAAGUUUAUAUAAAACUCUUAAGUAUAAUACACAAGAAAUACAGUAAAAAAAUGUCGUCUUCAGAUAGUGAGUCUUACAGUGAAAAAGUCACUUCUUCAAGACUGGGGAAUUGCGAGGUUUGCGAUGCGCGGGAAGCAAUUUAUACUUGCCCUAAGUGUGAAGUAAAGACUUGUUGUAUAUCUUGCGUUCGAAUACACAAGAAAGAAUUAGAAUGCGAUGGGAUUCGUGACAGAACUAAAUUCAUCAGGAUGAAGGAUUUUACAGAUACAGACCUGCUGAGUGACUAUCGCUUGUUAGAGGAAUGCGCAAGAUUUGUUUAUGCGGUCAGGAGAGAUGAAAAAAAGAAAUUUACAAGAAUUGACAAGGAUUUGCCUAUUCAUUUAUUCAAAUUAAAAAUGGCAGCAAGAAACAGGGGUAUUGCAUUACAGUUCUUGGCCCAAAAUUUUACACGACACAGUGUAAACACAACAAGAUAUAAUUACAAGACAAACAUCAUAUCAUGGAGAGUUGAGUGGAUAUUUCCUAAUGUUGACACAAAACCAUUAAAGUUUGUGGAUGAGAAAUGUCCUGAACAAAGCAAGUUGUCAGGACUGAUGGAUAAAUAUCUCAAUCCAAAUGCACCACCUUUUGAAGGAUCAAAGUCUCUGGCUUUCUAUAAAUCAGCAGGAUUUAGUGGCAUCAAAAUAUUGUUAAAAGCUGAGAAAAUAAGGGGAUCAGCAAGAAAGUUUUUUGAACUGGAUGCUACAGAAACCUUAGGUGAAAAUCUGUCAGGAAAAUGUAUAGUUGAAUUCCCUAUAAUAUUUAUUGUUCUCAAAGACCAUGCAUGUAACUUUGAGAUCAUAACACCGGAAGAUGAGUUUGAAUCUAAUAUGAAAGAGCUUGAUGAAACGAAAAAUGAUAAAAAUGAACCUGGAUUUGAAAACUCCAGGCAAAAUAUUGAUAAUCUAAGGAAAAGGCCCCGACAGUUGUUAACAGAGAAAGUGGCACAGCAGAAAAAAAUGGAAAUUGAAAAAGAAAUAAGAGAAGAAAGGAAAAAGAGACCUAAAAACCUACUGUUUACAACAGGUUAUUCAUCAGAAGAAAGUAUAGUUAGUAGUGACAGUGAGAAUGAAUCUAGUAUUAAAAAGUAAAAAAUAAUUUUAUUCUUGAUUA